UCUCUUCUUAUACAAGUUUAAAUCCAUUGAGUUCCCUCCCUUGGCAGUGCUGAUGGCUGAAUCGAAACUAAAAUGCGAACGUUCGGAUAAAAGUGUUCACAACAAACAAACGAGCGAUGUCAAGUUCACGAUGCCUGUUCAAGAAAGGGCAAUCGAACCCAAUGUCUUGAAAGAAUACCUGGACACUGUUUAUCCUCUACAAAAGGCUGCCCGUGAUGGCAGAGCUGAUAUUCUGAAGUUGCUGGUUAAAAAAUAUGGAAUGAAUGUCAACUGCCAAACAUACGAUUUGGUGACCCCUUUACAUGAAGCCAGUGCCUGGGGUCACAUGAGUUGCGUCACUGAACUCAUUCAGUUAGAUGCUUCGGUGAAUGCCCGCAAUAUCGAUGGUUCGACACCCCUGUGUGAAGCAAGCAGCCAUGGGAAGACAGAGUGUGUCCGUCUGCUUUUAGCUGCUGGAGCAUACGUUAACCCUCCACUCUUACUCACAACUCCCUUACAUGAAGCAGUUUUCAAUAACAACUGGGAAUGUACCGAGAUUCUAACGGAAGCAGGAGCGAACUUAGAGGCAAGUGACAUCCAUUUCGGCACACCCCUCCUUGUUACCUGUUUGAAUGGUUACAUCAAGUGUGCCAAGGUUCUCCUACAAUCAGGAGCCAACGUAAAUGCUGCCAGAACACAUCAAACUCCUUUGCACGAAGCCAUAAAACAAGGUUUGGACAAUGAAUUCCUCACACUGCUUCUUGAACAUGGUGCCAACACACGCAGCUUAAACAACCAAGGUUUGCUACCACGACAUUUGGCACGCCAGAAUUCCAGUGUCAUUAAGUUGUUGGAUUAUUGGGAAAGUAAAAAACCCCCAGAGUCUGUUGUUCUAUGCCCGGAAAUCAAUCUUGAAGGCUAUUAGAACUUAUCGUCUUAUUCCUAAACUCGAGAUACCUCAAAUCCUACAGAACUACCUCAGUUUCAAGUAACCCCUGUCAAUAAAAACUCAUUGCUACUCUAAAGACAAUUCCAGGAUUCCAGGAGUAUUUUCUUUUUCUUUUUGUUUACAGCUGAACAUCACCAUUCCUUCUAUUAAUCUCUGCCUACCUCCAUCAACAUAGAGAAACUUGAGUUACUACGUGUAAUGCCUUACUAAUCGCUGUGUUAUACCCACAAGCAUAGCGUGUAACCCUUUUUGAUUUGGCUGAUCAAGGUAAAAAAAAAAAAAAAAAAACCCUGUUCAUCAUUUACUUCCCAGUUCAGUGGUGCCGUUCAAGAAUUUGGACCUGGAGAUCUCCAUUUCCAGCAACUUCGAGGGGCCACCUCCCAGUGGUGUCAGGCGUCAACGAUGAGCCCUCGACUACAACAAGACGACCAGAGUUUGUUUUUUUUCCCUAAGGUCUGGGGUCUCCCGCUCCUAAGCCCUAGACCAUCACCUAAUCACCCUUACCCGUUUUUUUUGCUUAACAACAACAACAGUUCAGUGCCUAGCAGGAUUCAUUAAGCUGUUAAAGUAAUUGAUCCAACCAAUAAAACAAUUGGGUUCAGCCAUUGGAUAUUAUUUGGGGAAACCUUUAGUUUAAUGUGAAAUACUGUCUGAGAAUAUUGGAGUUCUGCUGUGCACUCAUUUGGUGCCAGUGUCUACAAAUGGGAAAUGAUUUAACCCUUUAGUGUUCGCAUUAUUCUACCAAAAUUAAUCCCUUUUUAUCCCCAUUGUUUUGAACUAUCAUGCAUUAUCUUGAAGCUAUGAGAAUUUGAUGAGGCAGAUGUUAAUUUUUAAAACAAUAUUGUAGGGUUGGUGUGAGAGACCAGAUCUGGCCAGUUUGAACAUAAAACAGGCAGUAUACUUUUGGCCGGAUAUGGGCGGUUUAAAUUUUAAAGGGUUAAAUGAAGAAAGUUUUCUACCGGUGACUGAAGUUCUGAAAAUAAUAAAACCUAAACUAAAAGCAGCAUUUUGAUGUAUCGCAUUGAUAUUUCUCAUGAUUGGAUUUUAUUUUGUAUAUUUUGAGAGGCCCUCAGGUAACUGGGUUAGUCUGGUGUUUCAGCCUCGGGCUAAAAGCUGAUACUUUGCCUCAUGUUGCUUUCUGCUGAGCCAUACUCUUGGCUAUGAAACACUACUUUUUGUGCUGUGCUCCCUUUUUUAGUUAGAAAUAGGGGUCAUGUUGUUGUCCCAGCUUGCAGUGUUUGUGUUCAAGUCUUCCCUUUAAUCUCAAGAAUGCCACAAGAAACCACCUGUGUGUAUUUCUGCUUAAUGAGGAUCUUGCAGUGUGGAAGAAACAACCCCCCCCCCCAAAAAAAAAAAUUUAUCUCUCUGCAACACUUUUGAUGUUGUGUGAAUGACUGUUUAGAAAUCCAGAAGAGGAUUCUUUAGAUCUGAUGAUUAGGUUUGGUUUCAGGGUAUGAAGCGGAAAAGAGAUAAAUCUUCCCUGGAUGAGAUAAGUCUUUCACUUGUUAACAUUCCCUGAGGAUUCGGUAUUUAAUACUAUCGACAGUUAGGAGAGCUGUGAUAAUAUUGUACUAAUGUGUGCUACAACAGUAACAUUGACCACCACUAAUACUACCGCAAUGACAGUACCAACCACAAAAUAACAUUAACCGUAUCGACAACUAUAAUAGCAACAUCAUUAACAAGUACUACUAUCACACUACA
Molecule: messenger RNA, 2632 nt
Organism: Octopus sinensis (East Asian common octopus)
Lineage: Eukaryota; Metazoa; Mollusca; Cephalopoda; Octopoda; Octopodidae
Product: ankyrin repeat and SOCS box protein 13
Exons: 6
Coding region: 53-904 (283 amino acids)
Biological process (GO): neuronal action potential; negative regulation of delayed rectifier potassium channel activity
Cellular component (GO): membrane; axon initial segment; synapse
Molecular function (GO): transmembrane transporter binding
Source: RefSeq, a predicted model, not a curated record